CAACCAACAGCCAAACGCUGCCUACAGAUUCUUCGCUUGUGGACGUGCAAACGCAGCCUCGUUUGCCUGAAACUCUACAAGGGUUUAUCCUUUUGUCCCUUUUCCCUCUGCAGUUUAGUCUUGUCACACAGAGCGGAGAUGAAUCGGAGCUCGGCUGCAGUUUUCCCGAAAGAUGGCUCUCAGCAAACGGAACCAACAGAUGUUUGCUUUUGCCAUGAGCCAACAGGCCCAGAGCCUGAUUCAUAUUUUUCCCUCCUUCAUCGCGCCCCUCACUACUCUCUUCGCGUCAAAGGGGCGCGCCUAUAUCUUCCAGACAUUUCUCCACCGUUGCCGCCGACUCCUCUCGACCUCUGACACGAACCUCGCACCUUAUAUGCCAUGAAUCCCAACCCCUGCGAGGCACCAGCCCUCUACGAUGACGUUGGGGUCAGUGACGCACAUCCAGAGGUGCAAAAAUGCGUCGAUCGAAUCUACAAGGCAUGUGGGAAAUAUCCCUGGGACUGGCUGCCACGCGAUUACGUCCCCAAGGUCGCCGCUUGGGGGACCAACGCCGCGCUGAACCUUGCCCUUGCCGUUGAAACUGUUCACACCGAGGGAUCAAGGGUUACCAUGGACGAAUUGCGCGAUUUCCUGGUUCAAAAGGCCAAGGAGCGCCAGGAAUCGAGCAAGAAUGGCAAGCCAGCCAGACUUACCAUGAACUUGGAUUGCGCGAAGGCUAGAAAGUGGAUUGAAAGCAAGACGUCCAACUCCCAAAACACAUUGAAACAGAACAAGCCAAACCCGGUGAAACGCGAUGCCGUCGUUCGGCAAGCGAGAGCGAUGACAGGGCGCUGGCUCAGUACAGCUUACAAGAGGCAACCCCAGGACAAGCUUGACGACGAUGAUGGCGACGAAUCACCACCAGAGAUUGACUACGAUAGAGAAAUGAGUGUUCUCAGCGAUAUCAGCAACGUAAGCAGUGCAAUCGGUCCAUCCGAUCGGCGCCAGCCUUCCCUUCCUCCACCGCCCGAUAGGACUUCGACUCUUAAGCGGCACAUGCUUCCUCCACCCUCGCCGCUCCCCAGAAAACGCUCGCGACAGGUCGAACAAUUCGUAUCGAACAAUAACGACAACUCCAAGGAAACCUCCACCUCAUUUGAUGCUGAUGAUGAAUCUGGUCUCAGUCAAACUGAAGCUGCCCAUUUAUUUGCCAUCAAUAGCAGUCUUCGAACAUCAAGCGAAAGGACCCAAACUGCUGAAUUCUGGAGCAAAGUAUACGAACAGGAGAUACACAAUAUCCGAAAGAAUUUGCCUUCAAUCAACGCGGAAGAAGUCAAGCACGUCCUGCAAAAAGCCGCCAGAGAGCGAGACGAAAAACAGGACGAGCUCAGACAAUUAGAGGAGGUAUUCAACAGCCUCGCCACGAUAAUUGAGAGCAAGGGGGGAAAUUGUUCAGAAAAGCUACUUGCUUUUUACAACGGCUGUAUCCUGGAAUGCGAAAACGCAAAAGCGGUGCUUAAAGGCGCUGAAGACACUUUGAAAGCGAUGGAAGAGGAAACCCAGAAGACCAGCAAGACACAUCAACAUGAACAAGAAAAGAUCAUGACUUUAGAGAAGGACAUAUCCAAACAGGAAGAGAUCAUCAAGGCGGAGACGAGAAGAAGUAAAGUACUCCAGACGAGCCGGUUUUAUCUGCAUUUCAUCGAGAAACUUCACUCUGCAUCGGACGAAGUGGUGGAUCAAGAGUACAAUGCGACGGUGGGAAAGCAAGAGAAUAUGUUGUAGAGCGACAUUGGUUGUUACAGCACCUGGUGAAGUCUGGAGUAUUGGUUUUUGGUCUUGUUGCUGUUCGGUUGUGACAGCAACUAAGGAAGUCUGGAGUAUGCUCAAGCAUUAUUACUGGGUUCGGGUUCUUUUUUCGAGAGCGAUUACGUUGUCAAACUCUUUAUGUGGCGAAUGAUUGGUACUGGUACAGGGACUUGGUAACUCAUUUCGAGAUGGAGAAC
This is a messenger RNA of Fusarium redolens, 1985 nucleotides long. RefSeq lists its product as uncharacterized. Bases 379 to 1764 code for a protein of 461 amino acids. Lineage: Eukaryota; Fungi; Ascomycota; Sordariomycetes; Hypocreales; Nectriaceae. The record is from RefSeq and is a predicted model, not a curated record. The transcript is spliced from 3 exons.